Impatiens glandulifera is the source of this 1034-nucleotide messenger RNA. RefSeq names its product 3-oxoacyl-[acyl-carrier-protein] reductase FabG-like. Gene Ontology annotation, molecular function: oxidoreductase activity. Lineage: Eukaryota; Viridiplantae; Streptophyta; Magnoliopsida; Ericales; Balsaminaceae. The coding region runs from base 1 to 855 and encodes 284 amino acids. The record is from RefSeq and is a predicted model, not a curated record. The transcript is spliced from 3 exons.
AUGAUUUUAGAGAGUGGAGAGGGAAUGGAACCUUGGAGCCAGCUGCCCGGAAAAGUGGUUCUGGUGACUGGAGCCUCAUCGGGCCUUGGUCGAGAGUUUUGUCUCGACUUGGCUAAGGCGGGUUGUCACAUCAUUGCAGCAGCCCGUCGUGUGGAUAUGCUUAACUCGUUGUGUGACGAGAUUAUUGAGAUAAAUGAUAGAAGAAAAGAACUAAUGAUCGUUACAAAAGCUGUAGUUGUCGAGUUGGAUGUCACUUCCGAAGACAAUGUUAUCGCGGAGGCAGUUCAAUCGGCUUGGAAUGCAUUUGGACGCAUUGAUGUUCUUGUUAACAAUGCUGGUAUUAGAGGAAGUAUAAACUCGGCAGUGAACUUAAGCGAAGAGGAAUGGGAGAAGACAAUGAAGACAAACCUAAACGGCGCAUGGCUAGUGGCAAGAAACGUAGCAAAUUUGAUGGCCAAGACGAGGAUAGCCGGUUGUAUCAUCAAUAUUUCAUCCGUCAAUGGCCUCAACCGCGUCCAUACCCCUGGCGGUGCUGCUUACUGUUCCUCUAAGGCCGCACUUCACACAUUAACGAAAGUUAUGGCAUUAGAAAUGGGAAAGUAUCAAAUAAGGGUGAAUGCAAUAGCACCAGGACUUUUUAAGUCGGAAAUAACUGAAGAACUUAUCAAAAAGAAGUGGCUCAAUAAUGUGUUACGACGAACUUUACCACUAAUGAGCUUUGGGGAAAUGGAUCCAGCACUUACUUCGCUCAUUAGGUAUCUGAUUCACGACUCUUCAAAAUACGUAUCUGGAAACAUCUUCAUUGCGGAUUCUGGAUAUAGUCUUCCUGGUGUUCCCCUUUACUCUUGUCUUUAACUAUUUUGUCUUUGCAUUAUUCAUGAUCAUUAUAAGCAUUAUAUAGGUUAUGAGUGAUUUACUAACUGCGAGGAUGCAUAUGAUGUAUGAUUUUGGACUAUUGAUCAUGUCUUACAUUAAAGUUCUAGACUAUCAAACAAUAUGAUAGGGGUUUGAAUCUUGUUUUAACAUUAGUAACU